This is a messenger RNA of Triticum aestivum (bread wheat), 2770 nucleotides long. Its product is annotated as protein MICRORCHIDIA 6. The record is from RefSeq and is a predicted model, not a curated record. The transcript is spliced from 17 exons. Lineage: Eukaryota; Viridiplantae; Streptophyta; Magnoliopsida; Poales; Poaceae. Gene Ontology annotation, molecular function: ATP hydrolysis activity. The coding region runs from base 174 to 2288 and encodes 704 amino acids. Gene Ontology annotation, cellular component: nucleus.
CCUUUCAUCAUCAGGGCUGAAAAUUACUUUUGCUAUAUUUUCUCUGCCCACACUUCUUUUCUUGUUUUCUGCUGUGGAGAAUUUGUUGGUUUCCCUCGGUUAAUCAGGGACGUGAUCUCGCAACUGCACGGCCAUAUCGCGCCACUGAUCCAUCGCCAUCCGUCGUGUCUGACAUGUGCACAGGGAACCGCCACACCGGGACGACGACGGACCCCAUGGACACGCGGCGGGACGUGAAGCCAUUCUUGGCCCCGGUCACCAGCCAGCGAGGCGUCCCCGGGUUCGGCGUCUGCCAGGCGGCGCCGACGCCGCUGGGCCGCGGCGCGCGCGUCUCCGCGGCCCCGCAGCAGGCCGCCUCCCUCGAGCCCGAAGGCGGCUUCAGCCGCGACGGGAGGCUCGACGUCGAGGCGGCGGGCGCCCCGGCUCGCCGCCCCGCUCCUCCUCCUCUCCCCGCCGCGCGCGUCAGCAGGAAGUUCUGGAGCGCCGGCGACUACGACGCGGCCGGCGGGAGCCCCGCGCAACCGCCUCGAAAUGUGGGAAGCCGAAUGUGCGUCCACCCGAAAUUCCUCCACUCGAACGCGACCUCGCACAAAUGGCCAUUUGGAGCCGUUGCAGAGUUGCUGGAUAACGCGGUCGACGAGAUCAAAACUGGAGCUACUAGAAUCAUGGUGGACAAAAUCGUUAACAAGCGAAACGGCUCGCCAGCUUUACUUGUUCAAGAUGAUGGCGGAGGCAUGGACCCCGAUUCCAUGAGGCGUUGCAUGAGCUUUGGAUUUUCCGACAAGCAAUCGGGUUCUUCAAUUGGACAAUAUGGCAACGGUUUCAAGACUAGCACAAUGCGGCUAGGGGCAGACGCUAUCGUCUUCAGUCGUUGCAUGAAGGGCAGUGGACCUACACAAUCGGUGGGUCUUCUCUCUUACACCUUCUUGGCGGAAACCGGUCAAAAGGAUGUCGUAGUUCCCAUGGUGGACUACAAGUACGAUUUAUUGACAGGGGACGCUAUACAGUAUGAGCGACAUGGUGCAGAUCAGUUCUUCUCAAAUCUGUCCGUGUUAUUAAAAUGGUCCCCUUUUGCAACAGAAGAAGAGCUGAUGGGUAAUUUCAGUGACAUUGGUCCACAUGGCACAAAGAUUAUAGUGUUCAAUUUGUGGUCUAAUGAUGAUGGUGUUCUGGAGCUCGAUUUUGACAACAAGGAGGAAGAUAUUAUGAUUAGUGGUGCACCAAAUCCAGCAGAAACAACUAAUGCUGUCAAAAGAACGAACGAAAACCAUCUGUCAAAUCAACUGCGCUAUUCUCUUAGGGUGUAUGCUUCUGUCCUAUAUUUGCAGCUGCCCGGGUACUUCAAGAUCAUACUUCGGGGACAAGAAGUUCAGCGCCAUAGCAUUGCGACUGACCUCAUAUACCGUCAAGCUGUUGCUUAUACACCCCUAGAAUUCCUACGAAAAAAGGAGGGUGAGGUUGUUACAAGUAUUGGAUUCUUAAACGGUGCUCCAACAAUUAGUGUGCAUGGAUUUAAUAUCUACCACAGGAAUCGCCUUAUAUUGCCUUUCCAUCGAGUAUUGAGUUCUGCAAGCAGUAAAGGUAGAAGCGUCGCCGGGGUGCUGGAGGCGAACUUUAUCAAGCCCACUCAUGACAAGCAAGACUUUGAGAAGUCACAGCUGUAUCAGAAGCUGAUCAUUCGCUUGAAAGACAUGACAACUGAGUACUGGGAUUUACAUAGUCACCUGAUUGGAUACCAAAAGAAACCCUGUGCAUCCAUUUCUCCCACCCCUCCUGGAAUGCUUACAGGAUCAGACACCGUUGCUGAACCGUCCGAGAGGAAUGCAGCCGGUGCCGUUCUCUCUAUGGCGCCCUGGAGAGGCGGCACCCGUGAUAACCCCUCAUGUGCUAUUCCGAUCGCGUUUGCUCCUCCGCACCUAUCGGUUCCUGCCGGAACCAGCGUGCCAGGUGCGCAGAUGGCGCCUGACACUGAUUCAACGGAGACAAGAAAAAGGAGAAACGAGGAUGCUGUCCAGAUGGAUCCGUGCAAGAGGCAGGCCAUACAAAGUUUGGAGGUCGAUAAUCAGGUUUGCCAACACAUGACAGAAGGAGAUCUGAAUGAGUACACGCACUUGAAGGUAGAGAAUCAGCAGCUCCAUGAAGAGUGCUUGGAGUUGGAGGUGGCUGGGAAGGAGCUUUUGCUCAAGGAGCAACAGUUGAGGCUCCAAAUUCAGCAGGCGGAGGCGCAAUACAAGAGUUUACUGAACGAGUACAUUUCCGCCACUCCUGUGAGGACGCGUAUGCAGUAGAUGUCACUGGCCUUGGUUUUCUUCCACAAAACGAAGACGAAGAACCGCAAACACUUCAGAGGAAGUUGAACCUGAACUUACAAUGGCUAGCAACUUAGCAUGAUGAAGGAUACGCCCGUUACGAGGAACGCUGUAAGAUCGGUCGGACUGGUGUUUCAUCUCCCCUGUUUGUCAUAUGCCGACCACAGUGGGUUUUGUAAUGUGUACCCGUGUACACUGUGUACAUGCAGUUUUAAAUUGAUUCGUUCAACUCUGGCAGACUCUUUAGAAGGGCACCCUCUAGAGGAGAGUGGUCUUGCACUCGGAUCUCUAAAACUGUUUUAGGCCUUGUUCGUUUAAACCUCCUCUCAAGAGGAUUGGAGUGGAUUGGAGGGGAUUUUGGCUUGCAGGGGAUCUAAUCCCCCUCAAUCCCUGCCAAUCCCCUUCCAAAACCGCCUCAACCGAACAAGGCCUUAGAGGUUUUGUAGCCCUUUGCUAUUUCA